GGUUCAUUACCAGCAACAUAAAAAAUGCAUUAGAUAGUUAUCUAAAUGUUAUCAUUAUGAAACAAUAAAUCUUUUACGAACAUGGUGCAUAAAACAGUGUCAAUACGUUCAUAAAACUAGAUUGUAGUGUUGUAUCAUUCUGUGUAAUUAUUGUGCAGUGCCAUUGUGUAUUUAAAACUGUAAAAUGACAGACGAAGGUAAAAAGCCUAUUAGCCGAGCACGAAUUAUUACAUCACAGGUACUAGCAUGUCUGGCACUGGACUUCUUGCUGAUCGGGCUGGGCUUGUCCAUCAGCUUCGUAACAAUGGUGUUACCUGAGGUCCUCGACGCUAAAGAAGGGCUGUCUAUUACUAAGAAACAAGCUUCCUGGUUCGGUAGCAUGGCGUUCCUCUGCCAGCCUUUAGGCAGUAUUUUCUCAGGACCUCUACUGGACCACUUUGGUCGUAAAAAGGCCCUCUUCCUGGUCAACAUACCCCACGUGAUCGCUUGGUUACUGAUGUACUACGCGUGGAACGUGCCUUCUUUGUUCAUCGGUAAUGCCUUAUUGGGGAUCGGGACCGGAAUCAUGGAAGCACCUUCAGUGACUUAUGUUGGUGAAAUAAGUGAUCCUUCAGUACGCGGUAUUUUGACUACCCUUACAAAUGGAUUUACCUCAACGGGAAUGUUCAUUGCGUAUCUCUUGGGGUCAGUCCUGCCGUGGAGGCAGGCAGCUCUCGUGGCACUUACUGUUCCUCUAGCAACAAUGUUCCUGGUACUUUUUGUUCCCGAGACUCCAAUAUGGCUUUUAUCAAAAGGACGACAAAAAGAUGCUUUGGAAUCUCUCUGCCGUUUACGAGGUUGGGCUCAACCGGAAGAUGUCAAACAAGAAUUUGACGAACUCAAAGAAUAUCAUGAGGAAUUACGCCAGUGUGUUCUAUGCGCUAAACAGGGAAAAACAGUUGAACCUUGUGAACACUACAAUACCAGCACUUUGAAAGAGACAUUGCUUAAGAUUAAGAACAUAUUUUUUGUUAAAGAGACAAUGAAGCCAUUCUUGUUGGUGUUAGCAUAUUUCUUCUUCCAUACUACGAGUGGAGUGAUGCCAGUCAGACCUAAUAUGGUGAAUGUGUGCAAAGCUUUAGGGAUGAAGUAUAAUCCGAAAUCUAUUGUUGUCUUCGUCGGCGUCAUAUUCAUCGUUAUGAGUUUAUUAUCCGCUCUCAUCGUCAAGCUCAUCGGAAAAAGGAAGCUGGUCAUCGGAUCCAUGUUCGCUACCGCCUGCUGCAGCAUCGCCCUCAGUAUUUACUCUCGGACCAACCUUCCCAAAACUGUCUUCUCCUACGAACCCAGUACUUUCCCAGAGGAUAAGGCCAUUUUGCCCGUCGUGUUGUUCCUGCUAAACAUUUGUUUCAAUGCUCUUGGAAUACCUUGGGUGCUUUUGUCUGAAGUGUUUCCUUUCAGGAGUCGCGGUAUCGCCACGGCCAUGGCCGCUGCCGCCAACUACAUCAUCUUCUUCGCCGCAGCCAAAACCAACUACAACAUCGAAUACGCUUUCCAUCUCAGCGGCACCUUCGCGCUAUAUGGGAUCAUGGGCUUCAUUGGCACCUUGUACCUUUACCUCUUCCUACCAGAGACUGAAAAGAAAACUCUAGCAGAAAUAGAAGCUUACUACAAAAGCAAUAGAAAAAUAUUUGCUAACGAUUUCCUCAUCAACGCCUUUAAGAAAAAGACGAGCACAGACACUGAGGCAAACAAACUGAUGCUAGUCAAAACAUCAACUUGAGAAGGAUUUAACGAUCAACUGAGAUGUGAAAUAUAUUGAACCGUAUACGAAAUUGUUGGGACUAUAGUGAACUAUAUUGAAUUAAAGAUAUGAAUAUGAAAAAUAUUAUAGAAUUUAUUUGUUAACGUCAUCGAUUUGCUCAAAACUAACACUGGACAUGUGAGUUAUAUACGUAAAAAUCUUUUUGAAAGAUUCUCUUUAGUACAACUAAAAUUAUGUGAUAGAAAAUAUCUUUGGAUGAAAUAUACAUCGGACACGUAUCGAAGAAAUUCAACACAGCUGUGGUAGUAGGCCAUUUUAACUAAUACUCUCUUAAAUCCUAAAAUGACUACUAAAAUAAUUUUUGACCACAUCCACUGGAUAUUCAAGUGUUAUAUGGAUCAUAAAAUAUUUUGUAAAUUCUCAUUUACCUUAUUUAACUUAGAUGGCGUAACGCAGUAUUAAGAUACCUAUUAUUAAGAUACUGUAAAUUAUUUCUGAAAGUAGUAUCGAAUAAUAUCCGUAGAUACGUAACGUUUCUUUUUAAUUAAUUCGACUUUUGGUAAGUAAGACAUACCUAUUAGUUGAUUGUAGUUAUAAUAAUAAUUAUAAAAACAAUGAGAUUGUGUAAAGAUCUUUCUAAAAUUUUACUGUUAUUUUUCUGUACGACUUUUACAGUAUGAAACUGAUGUUUUCUUGUUUUUUUGUGAGAUAUUUGUAUUGAAGAAUAAAAGGAUGAUAUUUUAAAGUUA
Molecule: messenger RNA, 2490 nt
Organism: Trichoplusia ni (cabbage looper)
Lineage: Eukaryota; Metazoa; Arthropoda; Insecta; Lepidoptera; Noctuidae
Product: facilitated trehalose transporter Tret1-like
Exons: 7
Coding region: 185-1759 (524 amino acids)
Biological process (GO): transmembrane transport
Cellular component (GO): membrane
Molecular function (GO): transmembrane transporter activity
Source: RefSeq, a predicted model, not a curated record